GUAAUCCUACAUAACAAAACCCGCAGUUAUCUCCCCCUCGUCGUGUUUACAAACUGCGUCGAAAUCUGGAUUAAAAGGAAAUCGCCGACAUCAAAGAGGAAAAUGUAGCGACUUUAAGGAUUUAAAAUCCUGCUAUGUCGCUACAUGGGAUACGUUGAAAGAGCGAUCAAACUGUGGUUUGAUUCUCACUACAUCGAUUUUGCUACCCUUUUUCUCAUACCAUAGCUGUUCAUAUCCUGUUCGAUCCCUCCUUCAAUCAGCUCAAUUUCCUUGAUUGUAAAGAACGGAGAUUUAUCCACCAAAGCCUGUUUCUCUCCUUCUCUUCGAACCGAUCAAGCAAACGUUUUGCCUAGGUUCCAAAAUAUAUUUAUACUAUAUAUAUAUUUGUGGAUUAUUCUAUCAGCAAUUCCUCAAUUCUUCCUUCUAACUCAACAGUAUAUUUUCACAAACACUCACACACACACACGCAUAACUACCAAUAUUAACCAUUAAACAUUCCAACAUGAUCAAGCUGUCCGACUUGCCUUUCUGUCGCGCCUAUAUCAUCAUCCGGGCUGUCCACACGGCUCUUGUUAUUGGAGUACCCCUCGUUUUAAUCACACAAGACACGGAGCUCCGUCGGGCCGUGUACUACUUUGAGCGGCCAAUCUAUGCCAUUUCUUACCUCCUACUGCUGACCUUCUCCCUGGUCAUGUAUUUCCUGGCUUGUCUCGUCAACCCGGGCUACAUAGAGACGCCCAGUAAAACAAAACUACCAAUGCUGAAUAACAAUUCUGAUGAGGAGGACAUUUACGAAGACAGUCAGAUGAUGAACAAGAUCAACAACUACAGACGCUGUGAUUUCUGUGAAGUUCAGCAACCUAUGCGAAGUAAACACUGCGAAGACUGCAAGAAAUGUGUCCGGAAGUAUGACCACCAUUGUCAUUGGCUUGAGACUUGCGUUGGAGAAAGAAAUCACAGAUUUUUUUGGCUGUUCUUGCUUUCAAUAGCUGCUCUCAUUCUUUGGACAAUUUCUAUUACCUGGAAUGCCAUUGUCUACAGAUGGGAAUGGCUGGUAUGGUUAAGGGCCAAUGCUCUGCUUUUCUGCGAUUUGUUCAUUUUAAUUAUUGCUGCAAUGGCUGUGUUGGGCUUGUUGGGGUUCCAUUCUUAUCUCAUCUCUCAGAACCUCACUACAUGGGAGUUCGUCUCCCAGGAGAGGAUUACCUACCUCAAAUACCUGGAUGACUCUUACAAUCCAUUCAAUGAGGGUUGUCCUUGCAAUGUCUAUAACUUUCUCUUUGACUGGAAAAUCCGCCACUGGGAGGCCCUCUACACCAAGAAAGCCAACAUGCAGAACACGGUUAGUGGUGGCAUCGUGUAACCAAAAAAAACUGAAAGAAAAUAGAAUAAACAAAAGACAUUUCUACAAUUUUUCCCUCCUUCCAAAAACUUCUUCCGCCCUUCCUUUUUUUUUUUUUAGCUUGUCCCUUGCUUAUUGUAUCUGUCUGAUGUCUAAUUUUGUUAUUUUUCUAAAAAAAAUUCUUGACAAAUCACUCCGCUCCCCUAUCUUUCUCUAUUCCUGUGAUUCCAGAAGAGAAUAUGUAAAAUGGUAAAAAAAAAAAAUUACCAAAAAAAGAAAAAAAGAACAGACACUUCCUGCAAAUGUAGUAUCCUUUCAACUAACCCCUAAUUGUCAUAGCUUAUAAUAUUUUGCUGACCAUAGUCCAGAUCGCUGAAUAAAUAUUUUUGCUUUCUCUGAUUUUUUUCUCCAUGUCUAACAAAGUUAGAGAAAAAUACACAUUAACAAUAUAUUUUUUCACUCUCCAUUAAUAUCUCUCUUACUCUCCAUCUUUUUCUUUCCCUUCUCUGUGUGUCUGUCUGUCUGUCUCCCUCUCUCUCUCCCUCCCUCCCUCUGCUAAAUCCAAUCUCUCAUUAUUUCUGUCUCUCUGAUCAUUUGUGUAUCUAUUCUUUCCUAUACACACACACACACACACACACACACAUGUAUCUUCUCAGUCCUUCCCCGUCCUCUCUACCUCUCUGUUUGACUAUCCCUAUUCUCUCCUCACCACCACCACCUUUCAAAUUCGCACAAAUGUUUUACUUACACAGUUGUUCCAUGUCAUUCUGUGCUACCAUACUAAUUAACCCCAAAUUAGCAAACCCUCACUACAUCAAUUCUUUAUAAAUGUUACAUAGCAAAUUAUUUCCUUCUUUUGUUUUUUUUUUCUUCUUUAUUUCAAUCUCAGCUAAAUUCUAUUUUUGCAACUACACCAUGCCUCGCAACCUCCACUUCUCAGAAAAUGUUGUUAAUUUUAACUGGAGGCACAUCAAACAACAUUCAAUGAAAUAUAAUUAUAUACAGUCUUAUUUAACGUGUUUGUGUAUAUUCAGAUAUGGAAAGACAAUAUGGUGCACAAGUUGUCUCCAGAGAAGAAAGCCACUUUAUAAACAAUAUGGGUGGAGAAACAUGCCAUGAAUGAUGUCACCAAACCAUAAGACACAUGCAUUUCUGUGUUGUUAUGCUUCAUCAACUAUGUCUAUCUAGCUGCUGUCAUUCAUGGCCUCUAAGAGCUGGUCACUCUUAUAUUAGAAUAGCAACUGAUACAUUUGCAGAUGUGUGAAAAGCUUUGUCAAGCUGGAAUGCAUUAAUCCAUUAACCCUUUCAUUACUGCAUUUUUUCUGAGAUGCUCUGCGUUUCUUUCAAUUAAUUUUAAAUAUAACAAAGAAUUUAGUAAAAUAACUAAGUUAUCAUUCAGCUAGUGUUAGGAACAUAAAUUGAGACUAAGGUUUGGUGGAAGAUUUUAAUUCAUAAUUUUUGAAAACAAAACAUUUGUACCACAGAGCCAGAGCCGGUUUCAUCCAGGUUGGUCAUGAAAGGGUUAAGCAUCAUUGAAUGAAAUAUACAUAUGUAAAUUCUUAUUUAACAUGAUGCUGUAUAUUCAGAUAUGGAAAGACAAUACACCGCACAAGUUGUCCCAAGAGAAGAAACUCCCCUUAUAGACAAUUUGGGUGAAAACACUCCAUGAGAUCAUGAAUGAUGUCACUGGAUUAUAGAACGUAUGCAUUUCUGCAUUGUUGCACUUCAUCAGCUACAUAUAACUAGCUGCCAUUGAUCAUGGCCACUAAGAGCUAAUCACUCUUAUGUUAGAACAUCAAAUGGUACCUUUACACAUGAAUGGCAUGUUAUCUUUGCAUGUCCACAUGUGCACAAACAUGUUAAAUAUGACCAUUCAUCUCCAUGUUGUUAGUGUUUAGCCCCAGGUUAGUCCUGAUCGAACAGACCCAUGAUAAUAAAAGGACAAUCAAAUCAUGA
Messenger RNA from Octopus bimaculoides (California two-spot octopus), 3295 nucleotides. Its product is annotated as palmitoyltransferase ZDHHC12-B. NCBI's taxonomy places the organism in Eukaryota, Metazoa, Mollusca, Cephalopoda, Octopoda, Octopodidae. The record is from RefSeq and is a predicted model, not a curated record. Gene Ontology annotation, biological process: peptidyl-L-cysteine S-palmitoylation; protein targeting to membrane. Gene Ontology annotation, cellular component: endoplasmic reticulum; Golgi apparatus. Gene Ontology annotation, molecular function: protein-cysteine S-palmitoyltransferase activity.